CACUGUGGUCCACUCAUCGGUUUCGGCAACAGCAGAAACAGCAGAAGCAAGGGCGGCAGCAGUAGCGGCAGUAGCAGCAGCAGCAACUAGCUAGCUCCGCACUCCCCCCGCCUCCCCUAUAUUUUAAGACUAGAAGCAAACAGCAGCUGCGGCAGCAGGACGGCUCCGGGCACCUGUGAGCCCAGAGUGCAAUGAAAGGAAGACUAGCUGGGGAUCCUAUUCGAUCCACCCUCUGAGCUGGAGGAAGGCGAGGAAACCUGCCUGCUGGGAUUUCUUUGCUCCACAUGACCCACAAGCUGGCAAAGGAAGGUCCUGUUUGAGUUCGUGGUGCUUGAUUGUGGGUAGGAACAUGUGGAGGCUAAGAGUUGACUGGAAGUAGGUAAAAAUUCGUGCCCAAGUCUUCUAGAGGUGUCUGCAGCCCACAGCUGGGACCAUGUCAGCUCCUUGCCUGGACUUUGGCGAGGUGGAAAGUUUCCUGGACAGGAACCCAGAGCUCUUUGAAGACUAUUUGAUGAGGAAGGGGAGACAGGAGCUGGUGCAGAAGUGGCUGAAGAAACAUGGCCAAAACCAGAGGGUCUCGGCUCCAGGCCACUUUCCUUCUGAGGUCAGGGCCCCAGAAUGCAGUGCUGCCGCUGUUGCUGCUGGUGUCCAGUCUGUGAACAGUCAAUCCAGUCCAGGUGUGGGAGAUUCUGGCACUGUUCCCAUGAGCCCCAACUGGGCCAGUAGUGGCCGUGGUGAUGGGGGCCUACAGCGGAGGGCUUCCCAGAAAGAGCUGAGAAAGAGCUUUGCCAGGUCCAAAGCCAUCCACGUGAAUAGGACCUAUGAUGAGCAAGUGACAUCUCGGGCCCAAGAACCUCUGAGCAGCGUGAGGCGGAGGGCCCUGCUCCGAAAGGCCAGCUCCCUGCCUCCAACCACUGCCCACAUACUCAGCGCCCUGCUGGAGUCUCGGGUCAACUUACCGCAAUAUCCCCCAACAGCCAUUGACUACAAGUGCCACCUCAAGGAGCACAACGAGCGCCAAUUCUUCCUGGAGCUGGUCAAGGAGAUUUCCAAUGACCUGGAUCUCACCAGUCUCAGUUACAAGAUCCUCAUCUUCGUCUGCCUCAUGGUGGAUGCUGACAGAUGCUCCCUGUUCUUGGUGGAGGGAACAGCCUCGGGCAAGAAGAGCCUGGUCUCUAAAUUCUUUGAUGUGCAUGCUGGAACCCCAUUUCUUCCCUGCAGCAGCACAGAGAACUCUAAUGAGGUGCAGGUGCCUUGGGGAAAAGGCAUCAUUGGCUAUGUUGGGGAACAUGGGGAGACUGUCAACAUUCCUGAUGCUUACAAGGACCGAAGAUUCAAUGAUGAAAUUGACAAGUUGACUGGAUACAAGACAAAGUCAUUGUUAUGUAUGCCGAUCAGAAACAGUGAUGGAGAGAUCAUUGGUGUAGCACAAGCAAUAAACAAAACUCCUGAGGGUGUUCCCUUCACUGACGAUGAUGAAAAAGUUAUGCAGAUGUAUCUCCCAUUUUGUGGGAUUGCCAUAGCUAAUGCUCAACUAUUUGCUGCUUCAAGGAAAGAGUAUGACAGAAGCAGGGCUCUGCUUGAAGUGGUUAAUGAUCUCUUUGAAGAACAAACUGACCUGGAGAAAAUUGUUAAGAAAAUCAUGCACCGGGCCCAGACACUGUUAAAAUGUGAACGUUGUUCAGUUUUGCUCCUAGAGGACAUUGAAUCACCAGUGGUGAAGUUUACCAAAUCCUUUGAAUUGAUGUCUCCCAAAUGCAGUGCUGAUGCAGAGAACAGUUUCAAAGACAGCAUGGAGAAAUCCUCCUAUUCAGACUGGCUCAUCAACAAUAGCAUUGCUGAGCUGGUAGCUUCCACAGGCCUUCCGGUGAACGUUACCGAUGCUUAUCAGGAUCCUCGCUUGGACGCCGAAGCUGACCAGAUAUCUGGCUUUCAUAUAAGAUCUGUGCUCUGUGUGCCUAUUUGGAACAGCAAUCACCAAAUAAUUGGGGUUGCUCAAGUCUUAAAUAGACUCGAUGGGAAGCCUUUUGAUGAUGCUGAUCAACGACUUUUUGAGGCCUUUGUCAUUUUUUGUGGCCUUGGGAUCAAUAACACAAUAAUGUAUGAUCAAGUGAAGAAGUCUUGGGCCAAGCAAUCUGUUGCUCUUGAUGUGCUGUCUUAUCAUGCAACAUGUUCAAAAGCUGAAAUGUGGUCAUUUAAAGCAGCCAACAUCCCUCUGGUCUCAGAGCUUGCCAUUGAUGACAUACAUUUUGAUGACUUUUCCCUUGAUGUUGAUGCCAUGAUCACUGCUGCUCUGCGGAUGUUCAUGGAGCUGGGGAUGGUGCAGAAAUUUAAAAUUGACUAUGAGACACUAUGUAGGUGGCUUUUGACAGUGAGAAAGAAUUACCGAAUGGUACUAUACCACAAUUGGAGACAUGCUUUCAAUGUGUGCCAGCUGAUGUUUGCAAUGCUAACCACGGCUGGGUUUCAGGAGAUUUUGACUGAGGUGGAAAUUUUAGCGGUGAUUGUGGGCUGCCUAUGUCAUGACCUCGACCACAGGGGGACCAACAAUGCCUUCCAAGCUAAGAGUGGAUCUGCUUUGGCCCAGCUUUAUGGAACUUCUGCUACCUUGGAGCACCAUCACUUUAACCAUGCUGUGAUGAUUCUACAAAGUGAGGGUCACAACAUCUUUGCUAAUUUAUCUUCCAAGGAAUACAGCGACCUCAUGCAGCUUUUAAAGCAGUCCAUAUUGGCAACAGAUAUAACUCUGUAUUUUGAGAGGAGAACUGAAUUCUUUGAACUUGUCAGUAAAGGGGAUUACAACUGGAAUGUCAAAACCCAGCGUGAUAUAUUUCGAUCAAUGCUAAUGACAGCCUGCGACCUUGGAGCCGUGACCAAACCGUGGGAGAUCUCCAGACAGGUGGCUGAACUAGUAACCAGUGAGUUCUUUGAACAAGGAGACAGAGAAAGAGCUGAACUCAAACUCACUCCUUCAGCUAUUUUUGAUCGAAACAGAAAAGAUGAACUGCCUCGGUUACAAUUGGAAUGGAUCGAUAGCAUCUGCAUGCCUCUGUAUCAGGCCUUAGUAAAAGUAAAUGUGAAAUUGAAGCCCAUGCUGGAUUCUAUUGCUGUGAACAGGAGUAAAUGGGAAGAGCUGCACCAGAAAAUGUUGCUUUCUCAGACACCUUCUCCGCCUUCUUCCUCUUCCAGCCUCACUGUGUCAGUGGAAGAUAUCAAUUAAACCUGCCUGCAUCUGUUGCCACUGCAAAAUGACUGGUUCUCAAAAGGCUCUCUUUGGCUUUGCCGCAAUUUUUUUUUUUAAAUGCCACAGACAAGCUUGGGGUGCUGGAGAUGAUCACAUUAAUCGGGAAGUGGCUUUCACCUUUGGGUUUAGUCAUUCUGAACAGCAAGUGAAACUGGAAUAAUAUAGGAAGAGAUGAGGCACAGAGACUGCCAUGGAUGAGAGGGCCACCUUUCCACUGCUGCUGUACAGAGAAUAUCUAUACCACAGGAUCUGAGGCAGAAAAAAAGGUCACUGACCCAGAGCAAUGGUUGGAAUGCUGUCUGGUUGGUAGCACUCACACAAGCAGCUGAGGGGAAACAGAAUAGGGAGUGCAGAAUUACUGUGUUGUUUUACAUAUUGCGCCACUAUUUGUUAUAAGCUAAACACUGCCUGCUUUUCUGUUCUCUGCUUGCUUUUGCUGUUCUCCCUUUUAUGCCAGAUGUCCCAAGGAAUCUCCUUUGUAUUCUACGGAUUUUUUUUUUUACAAUGAAGCUUCUUUGUAGAUUGAUCGGGGGCCUUUAGAAUAGCCUAUCUUGGCUACUCUUAAAAAAUGAACUUUAUUAUCUUGAAAAGCCACAACUUGUGCCAAUUUCCCUGGAAGAAGUCAGUAAGAAUGCAGUAAUUUGACCAGUAGAAGUUUAUAUAAAAGUAAUAACACUGCAUGGGGAUUGUGGGCCCCUCCUUCAAAGCUGCCCUAUUCAAUAUUCACAGUGGAAAGUGUCUCCUCCCAAGAGAAGAGGAUUAACGGACUUUAAUUAAAGUAUGAAUGGAAAGGAAAUCUAUAGCUCUGAAAUUCACAAUCUGGAUUUAGCGUAAAUGGGUCAUGUUCUUUUUUGGAAUUGUUUUCUCAGGAGAGCCAGGCAUUUCACAAGAAAUAGAAUGGGCCUGGUGUACCAUCUGACCGGGACAUUGACUACAGGGAGUUUUCUGACCAAUGGCUUUGUUUCGUCUUGAUAUAGCACAGAAGGCUAAGAUACAAGUCUGGACAGUGAACACACAUUCAGCCUGAAAGACCGAGGCUCGUUUCAGUUUGAUUAAGCUGGCUUUGUAAGCUACUACAACACCUUGUCUUCAGAAUGUCCAGCUAUUUUGCAUGAGCUUUAAAACUGAACUUCUGAACUAGCUGUAUGACACUGCUAAGGAAGUUGGGUGUUUUGUUCACAGAACAAAGAAAGGCAUCAUGGAGGAUUGAGAAUUGUCAGAGGCAAUGCAGUUGUAAUAGAAAGCACCCUGCUUCUGAUGUCAGAAGACCCAGGUUCAAAUCCACCUUCUGAUUUAUUUAUAUGACCACAGGCAAGUCAUCCACUCUUUCCAGGCCUCAGUUUCCUCAUCUUUAAAAAAAAGGGGUUCUAUUAGACAGCCUCUGAUGCUCCCUCUGGGCUUGAUUUCCUGUGUAAUCAUAUAAUUCAUUUAACCUCUGAGGGCCCAACUUUCCUCAUAUGUAAAAUCAGAGUUUUGAACUAGUUAAGGUUAUUUUCAAUUCUAAAUCUAUGAUCCUAGACAUAAAUUCUAGUCCUAGAUUAGUAGUGUGAUCUUGGGCAAGUUACUUAACCUCCAAAUCUCAGCUUCCUCCUCUGUAAAAUGAGGGAGUGGGGCUGACUCGAGUCCCAUCUGGCUUUUACAAUUCUACUCAUGCCCAUUUUCACCUUUACUGAUCCACACCAUCUCUCACCUUCAUUUCCUGAAUCCCAGGGAACAAAAAAAUAAGGUAUAAGAGGAGAGGGAGAGCAGAGAGCAGAGGAAAUUAGCUAAUACUCCCAAUGUAGCAAGAAAUGAAUUAAGUUGUGGGGAGGGAGGACUGUAUGAAGAGGCAAAUAAGAAGCAAAUUAUGUAUGUUGAAUGGAGAGGUAAAGAAACAGGCUGUGUAACAAAGGAACUGUGGCCAAAGAAUAGCUCACAUUUCUAGAGCACUUUAAGAUUGUUAAAGCCUUUUCUUACAAUACUGUGAGUGCCAAGUAUCACUAUCCCAGUUUUAAAGACAAGGAAAAUGAGGUUCAGGGAAAGUAAAAGCCAGGAUGGGAACCCAGGUCAUGAUUUGAAAUCCAGGACUCUUUCCACUAAACCAUGAUACAAAAAAAAGGGGGGGUGGGGAGGUAACACAGGGAAAACAAGGAGAAAAGGAAAGGCUGCCCUAAGACGGAAGAAGGAGAGGCUGUGUUAUCAGGAAGUUGAGCAGGAGAAGGGUUUAGAAAGGGAGGGGCUAUGUAGAGGAGAGAUGGGAAGCCUUAAAAAAAAAAUAAUGCUUCUGACUAUCCUUUACAGCUUCCUCGGUAGGGAAGGAUCGAGAAACUAUAGGAGAAAAUGAGUGUAGAAAGAUGCCUCAAUAGAGCAGGUAAGAGGAGGUCGUUGAGAUUUAUGGGCUUUAUUACGCCCAUUUUCUGAACUGCCACGCUGUAAAGGAAAAUGGCUUCUUGCAGGGCUGUCUUACUUCCUCCAGGUGAGGAACAAAGGUGGGUGGGGUUAGAAACAACCGCCCCUAUCUCUGCUUUCAGAGACACUGCAAGUGUUUAUGGGUAUUGUGCCACAUCAUGUUUACAUCACAAAAGGGAAUUGAAAAACAAUCCACGUGAGGCAGAGACAAACCCACAUAUGUUUUCCUCAACCACUACAAAUAAAUAGCCCAAAAAGACUCAUACAAGUCCAUCUAAAGCAAAUUCAUAUGUGUUUUAUGGCCAAAGGAAAAAAAAAAGAUAGAUCCAUAGUUUGACUUGCUACUGCAGACUGGCAGUUCUGUGUACUGUGGCUCUCCUGAACAUUGAUGCUGCAUAUUGCUAAGCGUAACAUAAUUUAUAGGACAAACCCUACAAUCUCCACCAAGGUUGAGUUUUUCUUCUCCUUUUUAUUGGCUUCACUGCACGGUUGCCAAUAGCAACAUCCACUGGUAGCAAGGGGAGUUCAACACCAUUGCAACCUGCCAUACAGUGGAGCCCUAACAAUGUCAGCCAUCCAUCAUGUAGCUGUUUGUAAUUGCCUCCAUCUAUUUCUCCUGUCUUGAGGUAUCUCUCCCAUUGUGGGUCAAAAUUCAGAAACUGCUGACUAAUGCCAUGAGUCUGUUCCUCUGUGGCCAUAAAGCAGUGGAAAUGGAGUGUGGCAGGCUCCCCAACCUCAGUGACCCAGGAUUAAAUGUUGAUACCUUGAACUUUGUGAUAGGGGAAAAAAAAAACAUCAUGAUGGCCUUAAGGUUUUUGAAAUGUUUGCUUUGGUGACUCUUGUUAGUUUUAAAAUAUAAUGAAAUUGGUGGUCAUUCUUUAGUCAUCUUUUAAAAUGUCAAUUAUGGAGGUGAUUUUUUUUUAUUGAUGCCCUUUUUUUGUAUUUUAUCCAUUUCCACAAUUGACAUCACCACCUAGCCACUGAACCUUCCCCACUAACAAAGAAAAAUAGUUCAGCAAAACCAACUGCUGUGAUGUCUUGACAGUAUAUACAACAUUCCAUAGCCAUAGCCCCCUACCUCUCCAAGGAAAAGGAAGAGGGACAUUUUUCCAGCAAAGAUUAGUCAUUACAGUUACUGAGAGGUGCGAUUUCUGCAGCCCUUUCUUCUUAUUUAUUUGCUAUUCUGGAGAGGGUUUCCAACUUGUGCCUUCCUAGGAAAUGACUCCCUGUAGGCCAGAAUUUGUUUGAUUAAUAUGAAAGGGAUAUUUCUCAGUGUUUCUAUGGAGCUGAAUGUGAGGGCAUCCAAAUAACUCCAUCUUACUUUCCCUAAAGAAUAAUUUAUCCUAUUACUCACUGGUGGUAUGGCUUUCCACUUUAACCUGAGACUGUCAGCCAUGGUGGAAUAAGGACUCCACCACAUGAUGGAAGAGCCACUAGACUGGCAAUGAGAAGAAAUGGGUUCUAGUUUGGCUCUGGCUCAAAUAGCUGAGUAACCCCGGGCAAGUUCCUUCAUCUCUACUGUCCCCAGUUUCCUCCUCUGUAAAAUGGCAGGGUUAGAUGAAAUAAUGUCUAAGGCCCUUUCUAACUUUUACAAUUCAUGACUCUAGGUCAUGUCUACACCAACUCCAAGACCCAGGUGGUCUUUUUCAUUAUACCUCAUGACAACAAUCAUGUCUGUUACUGAUUUCUUGAAAGUGACAAACUUUAAAGGGUUAUCAUCACUGGGCAUUUGGGUUAUGUAUACACCAGCCUUAUCAUUUUCUAAUCCCUGAACACAUUUCUGCUGACCACAAAAGGCACUACUAUUCAAUUGAGAGUCAAAAUGAAAAAGUCGUUUCUACUUAUUCCAUAUUAUAAAUGACAAAAUUUAGUAAAUGAAUUUAAGAAGUGAAUCAAGCUAAGGUAGCAGCAAUUAUUUUCCUCAUCUGAAAGAUUUAAGAAUGUCUAUGUAUUUUUGGUAUGAUGCAUCUGCAAAGAAGAACUGUCAAAUUUAAAAUCAUUUAAAACAUAAUGUUAAUUUUUGUUGAUGUUACUAACAGCACUUGAUAUUAAUGCCAAGGCAAUUUAUUAGGUACUAUUUUCUUCUUCAUUUAAAGCAAAAUGUUUAUUAUACUUUUAAAGGUGUUCUUCCCUUAGGACAGUGAAUAAAAAGUGGACAGAUUCACUUUAGGGUACAGAUAAUUUUUGCCUUGCCUGAUUCUUAUAGGUUGGGGAUUAUCAACAGAAUGGGACAAUUUCCUUCAAGAGGCAUAAAAAUCUGGACACAACAUGAGAAGUUUAAGUUUAAAGAGAAAUGUUUUCAUUGAAAAAAAUUUUAAAUGUUUCAUUUUAUUCAAAUAUAAUUUGAGAACCUUCUAUCAUCACUGCAGUGAAACUUUACUCUGUUUCAAAAUACCAAUUCUUGAAAGACACACAGUAUGGUCUGCCAUGUGCAAUAAUGAAUUCCCCAAACCAGAAUGUAUCAGGAAAUAGAAAGUAUAUGAUAGUACAGUCUGACUACAAGAAGGCAGAGAUUCCAUAAACUUCCUAAGUGGACUGUAAUUGAAUGAAACAACAUCUCCAGCAGAAAUAAAAUUGUCAGAGGCAAAAGAAUCUGGAGAAUUUCAUGAAGAAGAAUUUAAUUUAACAGUACCUAAUGACAAGCUUACAUUGUUGGAACACCAAUCUCUUUUCUUCAGCUGCUUAUUUGGGGUACCUUUUCCAAUUUACUUUCUAAAGAACUUGCAUGUUUAGCAUUACCUUUCCCAGGUGUGUGGAAAAUCAUGUAAUCUGUCUCUUUGGGUAGGUAGAUGUGUCUUCAGACACAUGCCCUCCUACAGAGGUAAUAUAUUUGCUUUCUUAAGUGAAUGAACUUUUAUGUCAUGAAACUGUUAUUUAGGAUGGUUAUUUAGCUUUGUGUUCAUUUCCUGUGUAGACAGACCUUAGAUCCACAAACCUUGUUUUACUGUCAAACAGUUCACAUUCAACUGGAUCCCACCAAUCUCCCUUUAAGAACAAAACAAAACAAAGCAAAACAAAACAAAAUACACCACAUGUCGUGGAAAUAACAUACUAAUCUUUGGUUUCAUCCCCAAGGGGAGAAAAAAAAAAACACCAGCCCUUUUGCCAUUUUCUCCUUUUUGGAAAUGCCUGAAGAAUUCCUAUGGAUUGACUUCUUAAUUAUUAUUGUUUUGCAUAAAAGGAACAAAAAAUGUCUUCAGUUGAAUCAUUUGAACUCCUUCCCUUUGUGUGGUUUUCUAGGGCUGAUGUGUAAUGGUUAUACAGUCUUAAAGACUGCUUUGGAAACAAACUGCUUUA
Molecule: messenger RNA, 8929 nt
Organism: Dromiciops gliroides (monito del monte)
Lineage: Eukaryota; Metazoa; Chordata; Mammalia; Microbiotheria; Microbiotheriidae
Gene: PDE11A
Product: phosphodiesterase 11A
Exons: 21
Coding region: 434-3220 (928 amino acids)
Biological process (GO): signal transduction
Molecular function (GO): 3',5'-cyclic-nucleotide phosphodiesterase activity; protein binding
Source: RefSeq, a predicted model, not a curated record